Conger conger (European conger) is the source of this 4828-nucleotide messenger RNA. RefSeq lists its product as uncharacterized. The transcript has 3 exons. Bases 94 to 312 code for a protein of 72 amino acids. Gene Ontology annotation, biological process: G protein-coupled receptor signaling pathway. Lineage: Eukaryota; Metazoa; Chordata; Actinopteri; Anguilliformes; Congridae. Gene Ontology annotation, molecular function: G-protein beta-subunit binding. Gene Ontology annotation, cellular component: heterotrimeric G-protein complex. The record is from RefSeq and is a predicted model, not a curated record.
AGCACGCGAGUCACAACGGUUCCCACGGCACUUUUUUUUUCCUUUUCUUUUUCCUCUGGAAGUUGUCAGAUCACAGUCGUCUUCAACGCAGUCAUGUCAAAUAACAGCGCACGCAAUAAUAACUUGGUUAUCGCACAGAAAGCCGUGAAACAAUUGCGGUUUGAAGCCAGUGUUCAGAGGAUUAAGGUGUCCCAGGCAGCCGCAGACCUGAAGACCUUCUGCCUCCAGAACGCAAACAAGGACCCUCUGCUCAUGGGCGUGCCAUCGAGCGACAACCCCUUCCGACCCCCCAAGUCCUGCACUGUCUUCUGAGGUUUGAGGGCUGCUGUCAUUUUGCCGGUGAUCUCGAGCCCUGUCCUGAACAACGCGCAGCACUGAUUAAAGCUCCCGGUUUCCUCCAGCAGCUAAUGAGGAAUGAAGUCCAUGGAACACUUUUAGAAGACUUUUAGAAGACUUUUAGAAGACUGCUACCCUGCUCAGCUCAGCCUGCUCUUACACUGUUCUUAUUGUUGGUUCUCAGUUCAAUCCCAGAAUGCCAAGCACCGGGAGGCCAAACCCCGCAACCACCACCACCACAACCACACCCUAACCCCUCCACCUCCACCACAACCACACCCUAACCCCUCCACCUCCACCACAACCACACCCUAACCCCUCCACCACCACCACAACCACACCCUAACCCCUCCACCUCCACCACAACCACACCCUAACCCCUCCACCUCCACCUCCACCACAACCACACCCUAACCCCUCCACCACCACCACAACCACACCCUAACCCCUCCACCUCCACCACAACCACACCCUAACCCCUCCACCUCCACCACAACCACACCCUAACCCCUCCACCACCACCACAACCACACCCUAACCCCUCCACCACCACCACCACCACAACCACACCCUAACCCCUCCACCACCACCACAACCACACCCUAACCCCUCCACCACCACCACAACCACACCCUAACCCCUCCACCACCACCACAACCACACCCUAACCCCUCCACCUCCACCACAACCACACCCUAACACCUCCACCUCCACCACAACCACACCCUAACCCCUCCACCACCACCACAACCACACCCUAACCCCUCCAUCACCACCACAACCACACCCUAACCCCUCCACCACCACCACAACCACACCCUAACCCCUCCACCUCCACCACAACCACACCCUAACCCCUCCACCACCACCACAACCACACCCUAACCCCUCCACCUCCCCACCAGACUAGUUUACAUUAAAACAUCUUGUUUACUUUUCUUAUUUUCCAAAAAGUGCAACAACAAAAAAUUGUACAAAGAUCUGGCUGAAUGUGUUGUUUGUUGCUCUUUUGUAGAGUUCUCUAAUCGCAGUGAUGCUGCCUCGUCUGGAGGGUAUGUCGGCCAGCAGCUGAUGGCAAAUGCAAUCAAAGAGAUCCAGUGUUCAUUUUCACCCUACUAUAGUAAGAACACUGUUGUAAAAUAUAGUUAAUUUUUCUGAAUUAAUCAACUGAACAACAAUCCAGAAUUAAAUUAACAGGCCCAAUUUCAGAAAAGUUCUAAAAAGCCUAAUUAUAGUCCAUUUUUGUUCUUGUCCCUGAUAUUCUACAAAUUUGAUAACUUUAAUACCAUUGGUAUCUCUAGUGGAAUAGUGCUUGUGAAGAAACAACCAGUCAGUCACAAUGAGCAAAAGGACAAAAGUCAGCUUUUGAACUUCACGCCGUCAAUGAAAAUGUUGGAAUGGCUGGCAUGAAUGUGUCUGUGAGCGUUGCUGAAUGUCCUUCCACUACACCUGCGCACCUCACUGCCAUUGUCAUGUAUAGUCCUAAGGCCCUGUUGGUAGAGCAUUGCACUAACUAUGCAACGGUUGUGGGUUUUGAGAAUGUAUGCAGUUUUAACCUGUGUGUCACUUUGGAUGAAACUGUCAAAAAGAAGCAUUUCUAUCCAUUUCAUGUGGUUUUGAUGAUAAUGCAUAAUCCCUGUUUGCAAGCCAUUAAAUAUGGUACAUUCUGUAUAGUUUCUCCUUUUCCUGUUAUUUAGAAGAACGAAAUUGUGACCAUUCAGUACAUAGGCCUUAGUACAUAUUUAUCGACAUUCACAGACUCUCCACACUCAUAAUCCAGAUCCAUUCAUGCUCACCAGAAAUUACACAGCAAUCGUUAGCGGUGAACUAUGUUUGCAGCAGUAGCUGUUGGACAAUUUUAAAUGCACGCCACCAACGCCUUUUUUUUAAUCCGAUUUUUUUCGUUUUUCUCCCAAUUUGGUAGCCAAUUGGACCCCGUCUGAUUGAAUUAGAGCUAGUAUUAGACAUUAGAUACACCGCCCACACCCUGUCCCUUGGCGGCCGGCAGGAGAGCGACACGCCUUCUUCAAGUCGUCUCGUCUCACAAGUCGUGACCGUGAUUCCGAGGCACUCGAGGUGCUUGUUUUUGUGCGGCGAUCUACUAACCCUGCCAAGUCCCUCCCUCUGGAGCAGCGAGCCAAUUAUUGCUGCUCCACGUGAGCCGGCCAAACUUGGCUUUUGGCAGGACCGAGAAUCGAACCCCGGUCCCCAGUGUGCAACUGCAGCAAACUGCAACCGCAAACCAACGCCUUUUUAAUACAGAUGGAUGUGACUUGGGUCUAAUAAUGCCAACUAGCUUCAUAACUCAUUUGUUGCUUAACCGUGAUUUACUUUUAAAGGUAAGAACAAAUGUUGCAUUGAUUAAAGUGUAUUAUAACAGCCAAAUAAAUGUCAACUUUUGUUCUCUCUGUGUUUUCCCCAUCAUCAGCAGACAUUUUUGUUCGCUGCACACCAUCUUUUCAAACUGUUAGCUAAUGUCAGCUAACGUUCGUGACGAACAGAAACAAGUUUGAAUAUAUUAUGUUGGCGAACGUUAGCCGUUAGUCCUCGCCGUCUUGAACGCAUGUUUCAUUACAUUACAUUACAGGCAUUUAGCACACGCUCCUUUCCAGAGUGAUGUACAACGAAGACUGGUGAGGAUGAUAGUUGGAAGACCUGGGCCACGUUCAGUCCCGACAAAACGUAGCAAAACGUUUAUUUAAACAGAAACGGAGGCGCGUUGAACAUCCUGUUGCAAACUGUGGGCGAACUGGCUGACAUAGUAAGGUUUGCUCAUAUGGCGUCCGUUACGGCGUUCUCCGGCCUAUAAGGCAUAGGCCUACAUGAUUGGGCUACACCCCCGACACACCCAAAAAAACGGCAAACAUACCUCAAAGCCGUGAAAAACAUAUCGUUCAACACUGAAACCGUAGCAAAACGUUUUCACAUGCCCCAUCUGAGCUCUCAGUCCAUUGUGUUUGAUUGUCCUUUUUAUGGCUUGCUCAUUUUCAUUUCUGUCUCCAUUUCAUCUCUUCAUCUGAUCUGGUUUGGGCUGUUUGUAUAUGUGUAUAUAUAUAUAUAUAUAUACACACACAUACACACACACACACACACACACUGGUGAAGUUUCUUUGUGUCAAAAUUAAGAUUAGUUUGUUGAUUCUUCAUUUUAUGUUAAUAGCCUAUCUGCCCCUCGUUUAAAAAAAGAAUAAAUUGGCACAGCUGUCUCAAUUAAGCUUAAUUAGUUGAUCAAUUAUUUAUCCAAGGCUCCAGUGAACAACUAAUUACUCUUCAUAAAUGUGAACGUCUGUCUGUGUUACUAAUUUAAGUGGGUAGAAGUAGGAACACAUCCUGCUGUUAGAAUAAACACAUUUGACAUCUGCAGCAAAGCAAUAAGAAUGAGAUUGGACUUUUUAGUAACUGGUUUGGGGGAGUGGUACAGAUCGGUUGGUGGUUUAAAUGUAAUAAUUAAAAAUACGGAAAUACAGCCGAAAUAGGCCCACAGGGACUCAUGUUUCCGGCCCCCCAUUGCAUGUAUGGUACAUUUAGCUCUAUUGAAACACUAUUGAAACUGGGUGUUUUGUUGACUGCACUAUAUUCUGUUUCCCACUUGGAACCAGGCUGCUAAGAAGCGACUUAUUAAAUUACAGUAUGUUGGUUUUAGGUGAGAAUUCAAUGAACAGUAAUUCAAAACUAAUUCACUGAGAGCUAUGGUAAAAAAGUGCAUUCAUUUAUCGAGUUUGGGAAAUACUGGCAUACAGGAAUGCAUGAACAAAGGAUAUCUUACUUGCAGUACAUAAGCUGACCAGUACAAUCCCAGUGAACAGAUCGACAGUUUGGUUUAAAACCUUUUAAUGUUCUGCUUGACUGUUUGGUAGAGCAUAUCAUAUAUGUUUUCCAUGGCUCUUCACUUGGUGAGGACAUUAAAGAGUUAAGUGAUUGUCUGUUUUUCUUUGCUGUUGUACUGUAAAAGGUUAUCACAGAAUUGUCCUGUCAUAAACAAUGAUGUUACGUUCAUACUUUGUCUUUUGUUGUUCACUUGUAAAUGUCAUUCAUUCAAAGCGCAUAGUCUCUCUAUUGUUUCUUGCAAACUGUAUAACUGUCAAAACAGUUACAUAUCAAAACAGUGUACAUAUCGGAUCUUUGUUUUCAUCGUUUUAUUUAACAAAAUGAAGAGUUCAGAAUUUAACACAGAGGGAAAAUGUGGCCUUUAUAUGUUUUGCAAGUGUUCUUUCACUGCAGCUUUUUCUCAGUUGUGAUUGGAUAUUUCAACCAUCUUCCCUCAAACUGCCUUAUCAUUGGUUGGACUAGCUUCCUGUCACCUUUAUGAUGUCCGAACAUUGCGGCUUCGCCUUUAAGAAGCUGUGCAAUGCACCCUGUGUGCCAAUUGCACUGACUUUCUAAGUCGACCUAACCCUCAUUAUGUCUUACCUGAUGCAUAGGUGUUUCGUUUAUAUACUGAAAUAUGUUGUAACCUGAAUUUGAAUUACUAAAAAUAGAUCAUUGCAAGGAA